Messenger RNA from Cyclopterus lumpus (lumpfish), 1882 nucleotides. RefSeq names its product sodium- and chloride-dependent GABA transporter 2-like. Lineage: Eukaryota; Metazoa; Chordata; Actinopteri; Perciformes; Cyclopteridae. The record is from RefSeq and is a predicted model, not a curated record. The transcript is spliced from 14 exons. Bases 32 to 1783 code for a protein of 583 amino acids. Gene Ontology annotation, cellular component: membrane. Gene Ontology annotation, biological process: sodium ion transmembrane transport.
ACUGAGCUUUUUGGUGAACGAUGAAUGAAGAAUGUGCCACGAAACACAAGCAAGUGGAGGUGGUGGAGAGAGGGCACUGGGGCAGCAAGGUGGAGUUUCUCCUGGCCGUGGCGGGGAACGUCGUCGGCAUCGGCAACGUGUGGAGGUUUCCUUACCUCUGCUACAAAAACGGAGGGGUUCAGGUGCAUUCCUGGUGCCAUAUCUGGUGUUUAUGGUGACCUGCGCCGUACCCUUGUUCCUACUGGAGACAACUGUGGGCCAGUACACCCAGGAGGGCGGCGUCACCUGCUGGAGGAAGAUGUGCCCACUGGUGGAAGGUAUCGGCUACAGUGCGCUGCUGAUCCUCUUGUACAGCUGCGUGACCUACAUGCUUAUUCUGGCCUGGGCUUUGCUCUACUUGGUGUUCUCCUUCAGCUCACAGCUCCCCUGGGCCAGCUGCAACAACGACUGGAACACAGAUCACUGCAUAGACAUUUCCACACGGAAUAAAACCUUCGCGUGGACCAACCAGAUGAACGCAACCUCUGCUGCCACAGAGUUCUGGGAACGACGAGUGCUCGCUAUCUCGGGGGGGAUUGAGGAGAUAGGCAGUAUCCGAUGGGAUUUGAUGUUGUGCCUGAUUGCAAUAUGGAUCAUCUGCUACUUCUGCAUCUGGAAAGGGGUCAAGUCCACAGGAAAGGUGGUGUAUUUCACUGCUACCUUCCCAUAUGUGAUGUUGGUUAUUCUUUUGAUCCGUGGACUCUCUCUUCCUGGGGCUCUACAAGGAGUACUGUAUUAUCUUCUUCCUGAUCCCUCAAGACUCGCAGACCCUCAGGUUUGGUUGGAGGCCGGGAUUCAGAUCCUCUUCUCAUACAGUCUGGGCGUGGGCACCUUAACUGUGCUCGGCAGCUACAACACCUACAACAACAACUGCUAUAAAGACUGUCUGUGGCUGUGUUUGCUGAACAGUGGGACCAGUAUAGUAGCUGGGUUCGCAGUCUUCUCUGUGCUGGGAUUCAUGGCUCACGAGCAGGGCGUUCCCAUUGCAGAAGUGGCCGAGUCAAGUCCGGGCUUGGCGUUCAUUGCGUACCCUCAGGCGGUAGCCAUGAUGCCUCUGCCCCAACUGUGGUCCAUCUGCUUCUUUGUCAUGCUCAUCCUCUUGGGUCUGGACACAGAAUUUGUUGCCAUGGAGGUCGUCAUGACGUCCAUCAUCGAUAUGUUUCCCACGGUAAUGCGCAGGCCGGGCCGGCGGGAGCUUUUCCUCCUCCUCUUCAGCAUCAUGUGCUUCUUCUUUCAGCUGAUCAUGGUCACCGAGGCAGGAAUGUACGUGUUCCAGAUGUUUGACUACUUCGCUUGUAACGGAGCCUCCAUCCUCUUUCUCUGCGUGUUUGAAACCGUGGCACUGGGAUGGAUAUUUGGGGCAGAGCAGGUGUGUGGCAUCGUUAAGGACAUGACAGGUGUGCACCCCAACCCGUUCUUUAAAAUCUGCUGGCUUUACCUCACACCACUGGUCUUACUGGGCUCCUUUAUAUGUUAUUUAGUUGAGUAUCAGCCUCUGACCUUUAACCGCUGGUACGUGUACCCAGCCUGGGCAUACGUGUUGGGCUGGGUUCUGUCCAUUUCCUCCAUCUUACCUGUGCCGGGAUGGGCGCUGUAUAAACUGGGAACUGGGACUGGGAACUUCAGGCAGCGUUUCCACCAUCUGUGCCAACCGGCCCCCGACUGCUGGCUGACCCAAAAGAAAGACGAAACUGAGCUGCAACACAUCGGAGGGGAAGAGCUGCACUGGCUCACGUCCAGUUGACGUCAAACAGGAAAUGACCGUGAACUCUUUAUCAACAACAUGUAUGUCUGCAACAACUUUCCUUUUUAAAUCUCUUUGUAUUGGCUUGUUUGAAAAAGG